Molecule: messenger RNA, 1500 nt
Organism: Saccharomyces cerevisiae S288C
Lineage: Eukaryota; Fungi; Ascomycota; Saccharomycetes; Saccharomycetales; Saccharomycetaceae
Gene: UBP16
Product: putative ubiquitin-specific protease UBP16
Exons: 1
Coding region: 1-1500 (499 amino acids)
Biological process (GO): protein deubiquitination
Molecular function (GO): cysteine-type deubiquitinase activity
Source: RefSeq, marked reviewed
AUGUCUUGGAUAAAAAAUGUAACAGAAUCUCCGACUUCACUGAUUAAAAAAGUUUCAUGUGGUUUGAUAAUUGCUGCUUCUCUAUAUGCCAUUGCACCCAGCCUAAGUGCGCUAGUCUUUGGGGAUUCUAAGCAGAGUAUUGGGAAGUACACGACAGUGGGCUUAAUUAAUCGUGGGAAUGAUUGCUUCAUAACAUCAUCUUUGCAAGGCCUGGCUGGAAUACCUCGAUUUGUAGAAUAUUUGAAACGGAUAAGAACGGUCCUUCUAGAAUUAGAAACUAAGCUGUCAAAUAAUGCAAAAGGCGACAAUCCUACAGUUGAUAACACUACAAGGCAUAGUCGACUUGAAAACUCGUCUAAUUCACUUGCCCCCUUACACGAAAGUCUUACCAGUUUAAUUUUGGAUUUGAUAUCUGUAAAAGAUCGUAAGACGUCAAUUUCUCCGAAAAUAGUGAUAAACACAUUAGAGUCCAUCUUUAAAUCAAAGAUCUCAUCCAAACAAAAUGAUGCACAUGAAUUUACAUUAAUAUUACUACAAACAUUACAGGAAGAACGAUCAAAAUUGAUCGAUUACAGUAAACAGAUAUGUAAUUUGAAUAUACCAAAGUUUCCAUUUGAGGGCGAGACUUCCAAGUUUCUAGUAUGCCUUAAAUGCAAGGGUCUAUCAGAACCAUCAUACAAACAGACUUUCAUCCGCGAACUGUCCGUACCACAACAAACAUCAGAGAAUCUAUCCAAUAUUCUAGCACACGAUGAAACAGAAAUCAUAGACGACUAUUCAUGCCUGAUCUGCCAAAUAAGAGCAAUCUUAAACCAUGAAGAAUAUAGAAAUUUCAAGGACUGUACCCCGGAUGAAAUUUUAAUGUUGGACAGAUUGAAAAAUUAUGCCACUAAAGCCCCAAUUAACGAAAAUUUACCAUUCGAAGUAGAACAGUACGUCAAGCGUUACUCAAAGGGCAAUUUGCAGGUAUCUAAUAUAAAGGGAAAGGUCAUCAAAAAAGAUGUAGUAGUACAACUGCCAGACAUAUUAAUUGUUCACUUAUCGAGAUCCACAUUCAAUGGUAUUACAUAUUCUAGAAAUCCCUGCAAUGUCAAAUUUGGAGAAAGAAUAACACUUUCUGAAUAUACAUUGGCUGAGAGUGGGACAAUAACAGAAAACAGGCAAGUCAAAUAUAAUUUGAAAAGUGUUGUGAAACACACCGGUUCUCAUUCGAGUGGACACUAUAUGUGUUACAGACGCAAGACUGAAAUUCGUUUCGGGAAGGAGGAUGAAUCUUCCUUCAGAAGAGCACCAGUUGUCAACAAUGAAGUUAACAAGAAUCGCGAGCAAAACGUUGCACAUAAUGAUUACAAAAAAAGCAGAUAUAAAAAAGUCAAAAACGCCCUGCGGUAUCCUUAUUGGCAAAUAUCUGAUACCGCCAUAAAGGAAUCUACCGCUUCAACUGUCUUGAAUGAACAGAAAUAUGCUUAUAUGCUAUACUACGAACGUGUAAAUAAAUAA